Molecule: messenger RNA, 810 nt
Organism: Fraxinus pennsylvanica
Lineage: Eukaryota; Viridiplantae; Streptophyta; Magnoliopsida; Lamiales; Oleaceae
Source: the annotation of a GenBank genome assembly
AUGGCUUCUUUGGAUAUAUCUCUUGAUGAUAUGAUAAAGAACAGGCGUAGUAGUGACAGAGGUAGAGGACUAGGCAGGCCUCGACGUGGUGGAGGGCCAGGUCGGUCAUUUAGAGGUGGAAGAACAACGGGGACUCAACCUAGAGGCCCACUCAGCUUAAAUGCUCGACCAUCAGUCUACACCAUUGCCAAGUCUGUCCGCAGAACCAAGAAUUUGCCAUGGCAGAAUGGUCUGUUUGAAGAUGGUCUUAAAGCAGCUGGAUUAUCAGGAUUAGAAAAUGGUACAAAGAUAUUCAUUUCCAAUUUGGACAUUGGGGUGACGAAUCAGGAUAUAAGGGAACUCUUUUCUGAGAUUGGGGAGCUGAUACGAUAUGCAAUUCACUAUGACAAAAAUGGGCGACCUAGUGGUUCGGCUGAAGUGGUUUUUGCCAGAAGAAGUGAUGCAUUCAAAGCACUUAAGAAAUAUAACAGUGUCCAAUUGGAUGGGAAGCCUAUGAAGAUUGAGAUAAUUGGUGUCAAAGCAGAAAUCCCUAUUUCAGCUCACGCGAAUGUAGUUGGAAGAGCAAAUGGAAAAAGUACAGUUAUCAUGGUGCCUCGACAAGGUUAUCCCACAAGCAGCUCUAUUGCUUCCAAUCGUAGUUAUAUUCAGAGGGGCCGUGGUGGUUCAUACAGUGGACGGGGAGGAGGACGUGGCCGAGGCCGUGGCCGUGGCCGUGGUGGAGCUCGUUGGAUUAAGAAAAAUGUGGAUAAAUCAGCUGACGAUCUUGACAAGGAGCUGGAGAGCUAUCAUGCAGAAGCGAUGCAAAUUUAG